This is a messenger RNA of Cyprinus carpio (common carp), 911 nucleotides long. It is a transcript of the gene mrpl24, whose product is annotated as mitochondrial ribosomal protein L24. Gene Ontology annotation, biological process: translation. Gene Ontology annotation, molecular function: RNA binding; structural constituent of ribosome. Gene Ontology annotation, cellular component: ribosome; mitochondrion. The record is from RefSeq and is a predicted model, not a curated record. NCBI's taxonomy places the organism in Eukaryota, Metazoa, Chordata, Actinopteri, Cypriniformes, Cyprinidae.
UAUUUUGACAUCUACGUCGCUUUGCUCGAAAGGAAAAGGAAGUAGCGCAUGUUCUACACAAAUUUGACCCUUGUGGAUGUAACGUUAGAAUUUAUCAUUACCACAAAUUAACGCCCUUAUUUUAGUGAAAUGUACCUCUAAAAGCCACACAAAUAAUUAAGCAGCAUGAGACUGACAGCGUUGCUCUCUAUGGCAGCAAAAGCUGCAUUUCCACACGAUUAUCGUUAUGGCACGAACAGACCGUGGACCAUCGCAGCCCAGCGGCUCAAUCCACCCGGCAAGAAAAGAAGAAAAGUGUUUGUUGAACCUAUUGCAAACGAGGACUGGCAUGUCGUGAGAGGAGACACAGUGGAGAUUUUGUCUGGAAAGGACAAAGGAAAGCAGGGCAAAGUUGCUCAGGUGAUCCGACAUCGAAACUGGGUCAUACUCGAGGGCCUGAACACGCAUUACAGGUAUAUUGGCAGAUCUGGAGAUUACCGGGGUACUUACAUCGCCAGUGAAGCCCCUCUGCUGCUGAAGGAUGUUACAUUAGUUGACCCUACUGACAGGAAGCCCACAGAUAUCGAGUGGAGAUACACUGAAGAGGGCGAGCGAGUGCGUGUUUCGGUCAGGACAGGACGGAUAAUUCCCAAACCAGUCUUCCAGAGAAAAGAUGGGAUCAUUCCUCAGCAGUGGAAAGAUGGACCCAAAGACACAUCACCAGAAGACACGCUCCAGAAAACAUACACACCAUCUUUGAAAACCCUAGAGGAAGAUGUAAUGGAGAAAAUGAACAUUCAGGAAGAUAGAAGGCCUCGGAAAAGCUACUGGUACUGAGUUACCACAGAGACUGUGUGUUUAAAUUAGCAAACAAUAUCAUGGAGAAAUAUUGUGUGUUCCGCAGACUUUGUCAAUAAACCCAACGAAACGUU